AUGUCUUGGGUGAACCGUAAACGAGAGUUGAAGAAACGCAUGAUGGAAGAGGCAGAGGAUGAUCCAAUUCUCAUGCUCUCAGGAGGAAAGCUCAAUUCUUCUCGCGAUACUAUUUCCAAUAAUAAUAACAUUAUAUCUCAUGAAGAGAGUGGAUCAAUGAUGAAGAAGAGUGAUCGUCCCGAUUCGGAAUUUGUAAAAUCUUUCAUUCAUUCAUCGCCAAGCCAAAAUUUAUCGGGAGAAAAGCCUAAGAAUAAUAAUAACAGGAGUAUUAGCAAUAUAGACUCAUGCUUGAAUCAUGUGUCCCCAUCACUAUCAUCGUCAUCAUCAUUACUGGUGAGCAAUAGUUCCAUGACAAGUCAGAAUCAUGCUCAAUCAUCAAAUUCAAUAUUUGAUUAUGAUCCACCACAACCGGUUCAGCCUCAACAGACAAAACAAUUACCAACUGUACCACAAUCAAAGAGCGUGUCACAAAACGCAUCAACUCCCAAGCCUCUACCAAAAGUUUCUCAACCGGUUGUGUCAAAAGUGAGCACAACUGAAGCACAUGUGAAAAAUUCUGAUAAUGCACAGUCACAACCACAAAAUCAAGAAUUGACUUUGGAAAUGUUUGAAGCUUUGAAAAAACAAAUUUUUGAUUUGGAAUUAGAAAAUCAAAAACUAAAAAGAGAAUUACAAGAUUCGCAAGGAGGCUCACUGCAUGAUAUGGUGGAAGAAAUACCAUCGAAUCACUCUACACAAGAUUCUGGUUUUGACGACUAUUUUAGUGACAAGAAAGUGAUUGUUUUAACUCUUGCUGAUGAAAUUCGAGAAGGCCUGCGAUGCAAUGAAUUGAACAAAGUACACAUUGUAAAAGCAAAAACAAACUCUAAAAAGAAACCUCCUGUUUUUGGAACUGAGGAGGAAGAUGAAGAAACAGAAAUUAUCAAUCAAAGUAGCAAAACUGAGGAUGGCUAUAAAUAUAAAUACAGUAGAACCAAUUAUUAUGUGGAACAAAACAAAGAACUUGAUGCGUGGUGUAAUUUGAGGAGGUUAAGAGACUCCAAGCACAAAAUAUCAUUACUGAAAAGCUGUGGAAAAAAUUAUGACAUUGUCUUGCCAAUUUUAUUAUCGAUAGAACAAUCUUUAAAUUUUCGAUCAUUUAUGGAAGUACUUGUAGAGUCAGAUAGACAAGAGGGAUAUUAUUUAUGGCUCUACAUUAAAUUUUUAAAGAAGCUUGGUGACACAUCCACGCUGCUCAAAGUUUACAAAUUUCAUGGAAUGAUUCGAGAGCAAGCUCUGCUUCAAUAUCAGAUGGCCAUUCAGAAACAAGAUCCCCAUGAGAGGAUUGAUGAGCUAGAGCAUUGUCUGUCAUUCAUUCAGAAAAAUGCACAAGCCAUCGACAAUCCUGCUGGAUUUCUGUCACAAAUGUACUCCCUAGACUGCGCUGAGGAAUUAAGCAUUGCGGUGGCCAAUCUGAUUCAUCUCACCACGAAACAAAUCAAAAUUGAUGAGCAAGAUAAUAUUAUUGCCAAAUCUGGGAAAAACUCACUAUUUAUUCAAUUCAAGAAGUAUCCAAUUUACAACACAACACUCUCAGAAACUUUAAAAUAUUGCCUGUUUUACCACAAUGCAGUCCCUGACGAUCAAGUAUCCUCACCAAAAUCGAUUGCCAAAUUCUUUAAUUUGUCACAACACCGAUUUUUGUAUGAAGCCGUCGUUGCAAGAAGCCGCAUUGGUGAUUGGAAAGGAGUCAUGAAUAUUUUCGCAAAGGCCAAGAAAGACGGUCUCUGUUACUGCUCUGCCUAUGAUUUGAAAAUGCACAAAGAAAAUAGUUCUUUCAUGAAACUAAUUUCUGGAAAACCAAAUAGGUCUGAAUCCAACUCCAUUCUCAACAUUCACAACAUUCUUCAAGUUUUGAAAAUAUUUAAGGCUCCACGACCCAUGAUUCGAGAUUUACUCGAAUCGUAUGCUUUCCAGAAAACAGAAGUUGAGUUGAAGUUUGAAAUUGCAAAGGAGUACAGAAUUUAUGAUGUUGCAAUUCGAUGUAUUGUGGAUGACUUGAAAGACAGAGAUUUGUUGGUCAAGCUGAAAGAAGACCUCAACAAACGAUAUCAUGAUGCUGACAAGUCAGCUCUUCAAGAUGAAAUCAACAAUCACUUGUAUAACAAGAAAAUCAAAUGGAAGAAGGCCACUAUUAAUGUAUAA
Messenger RNA from Naegleria fowleri, 2184 nucleotides. RefSeq lists its product as uncharacterized. Lineage: Eukaryota; Heterolobosea; Eutetramitea; Acrasida; Naegleriidae. Gene Ontology annotation, cellular component: cytoplasm. The record is from RefSeq and is a predicted model, not a curated record. Gene Ontology annotation, biological process: vacuolar transport; intracellular protein transport. Bases 1 to 2184 code for a protein of 727 amino acids. The transcript is spliced from 2 exons.